AUGGCCACUGAAAUACAAAAUCAUAUCAAAGGGUUUCUUUCGACGGCAAAUAUUUUACAGAGGGCGAGAGGAAGAGGGUUGCGCGCCGCCGAUCUUAACCGGAACAACCACUACGUUUGGGAUAAACCACUAGAACAAGUUAAAAGAAUGGGGCGUGUGCGGACCAAGACUGUUAAAAAAUCCUCCAGGGUAGUAAUUGAGAGGUAUUAUGGUAAAAUGACUCUGGACUUCCACACAAACAAGAAGAUUCUGGAAGAAGUUGCCAUCAUUCCAUCAAAGCGACUUAGGAACAAGAUUGCAGGAUUCUCUACUCACUUGAUGAAGCGUAUCCAGAAAGGACCAGUGAGGGGAAUCUCAUUGAAGCUGCAGGAGGAAGAAAGAGAGCGACGUAUGGACUUUGUUCCUGAUGAAUCAGCCAUCAAGACUGAUCUGAUUGAGGUUGAUAAGGAGACCAUUGAAAUGCUUAAUGCUCUUGGCAUGGGUGAUCUUCCUGGUGUUGUUAAGGCGUCUGUUGAGCCACAGGCUUUGCCAUCUGUUCCUGCUUUUGGUAGGGGUGGGGGUGGUGGUGGUUUUGCAAGGAGAUAUUGAAAACAUUAUUUGGGUAAUCUUCAUUUUAUUGGAUAAUUUUGUUAUGGGUUUUGAUCCAAGGUUCAUGUUUUUUGAAAUGUGUUGCUGAGACUUGGUUUAAUAGUAAGGCCAUGAAGCCUUAGUUGGAUUUUUGAUAGGCAGAAUGGGCUUGUGGUUCUUUCGUUGUUUGUAGCUUCUUUGGGUUUUCAAUGGCAUUUAUUUUUUAUUCAGUUUGAUUUGUUAAUGAGUG
Molecule: messenger RNA, 817 nt
Organism: Lactuca virosa
Lineage: Eukaryota; Viridiplantae; Streptophyta; Magnoliopsida; Asterales; Asteraceae
Source: the annotation of a GenBank genome assembly